Galeopterus variegatus (Sunda flying lemur) is the source of this 1236-nucleotide messenger RNA. RefSeq names its product phytanoyl-CoA dioxygenase domain containing 1 (gene PHYHD1). The transcript is spliced from 10 exons. The record is from RefSeq and is a predicted model, not a curated record. Lineage: Eukaryota; Metazoa; Chordata; Mammalia; Dermoptera; Cynocephalidae. The coding region runs from base 52 to 861 and encodes 269 amino acids.
CUUCUCCCGCUUUGGACUUAGCAGUCAGAGCCACUUGCCCUGAUUGUCCCCAUGGCUUGCCUAAGCCUUUCGCAGCUCCAGAAGUUCAAGGAGGACGGGUUCCUGGUGCUGGAAGGAUUCUUGUCUGCAGACGAGUGUGUGGCCAUGCAGCAGAGGAUUGGCGAGAUAGUGGCCAAGAUGGAUGUCCCUCUCCACUGCCUCACGGAAUUUUCCACCGAUGAAGAGGAGCAGCUUCGAGCCCAAUGCAUCUCAGACUAUUUCUUGAACAGCGGUGACAAGAUUCGAUUCUUCUUUGAGAAAGGCGUUUUUGAUAAAAAAGGAAAUUUCCUGGUCCCUCCAGAGAAAUCCAUCAACAAAAUUGGCCAUGGUGAGCAGGGCCACGGGCCGGCCCAGACUCAUUUUUUUAAACUUGAACAGCUACAUUUUAGCGGGUCUGCCGCAGUCCUUCCUCACCAGGAUGCCUCCUUCCUGUACACGGAGCCCCUGGGCCAGCUAUUGGGUUUGUGGAUCGCGUUGGAGGAUACCACACUGGAGAAUGGCUGCCUCUGGUUCAUCCCUGGCUCCCACACCAGUGGAGUGUCAAGAAGGCUCAUCCGGGCCCCUUCUGGCUCGAUGCCUGGCACCAGGUUCCUCGGGUCAGAGCCAGCCCGGGACAACAACCUCUUUGUGCCCACACCAGUGCGGAGAGGGGCGCUGGUCCUCAUCCAUGGAGAAGUGGUGCAUAAGAGCGAGCAGAACCUCUCCGACAGCUCACGCCAUGUCUAUACUUUCCACCUCAUGGAGGCCUCGGGCACCGUUUGGAGCCCGGACAACUGGCUGCAGCCGACAGCUGAGCUGCCCUUUCCUCCACUGUACACCUAAAGGCCCUCCCAGGGCUGGGGCCCUGACCCUUCCCAGGUGAAGCUGUGGGCUGCAAACACCAGUGCCUUACUGCCCUCCUGGCUGCAACAGGGAAGUUGCAUCUCCCCUCCUGGGCUUUCCUCUGUUGGUGCCUGUGCCCCUCAGCCCUGCAGACAGGCAGGCAAGAGGUGGAAGUGACAGGCAGCAGCCCGGGAUGGGUGGGUGGCUUCCCCAAGAUCUUUGUCUCUCUGCCUCCCCACUGGCCCAACACAAGCUCCCCCUUGAGGCAGCCUCUCAGCCAUGAAAGGGUCCUGGCCACUUGUCACUCUUCUCUGCUCUCGUAUGGAACUCUGAUUAUUACUGAGUAAGACACUGAAUAAAAACAAUUUCCAAACA